This is a messenger RNA of Corvus hawaiiensis (hawaiian crow), 5957 nucleotides long. RefSeq names its product somatostatin receptor 2 (gene SSTR2). Gene Ontology annotation, molecular function: neuropeptide binding; somatostatin receptor activity. The transcript has 2 exons. NCBI's taxonomy places the organism in Eukaryota, Metazoa, Chordata, Aves, Passeriformes, Corvidae. Gene Ontology annotation, cellular component: neuron projection; membrane. Gene Ontology annotation, biological process: cellular response to estradiol stimulus; neuropeptide signaling pathway; cellular response to glucocorticoid stimulus. The coding region runs from base 123 to 1238 and encodes 371 amino acids. The record is from RefSeq and is a predicted model, not a curated record.
UCCCCGGUGCCCGCCGGGCCGGGCCGGGCCGGGCCAGGGCGGGCGGCGGCGGCGGGAGCAGAGCCAGGGAAGAUGACAUCUCGGCUCCUGUGAGGCAGCAGUGCCCAGGGAGCGGCAGAGCCAUGGAGCUGGAGUACGAGCUGCCCAAUGCCACCGCCUUCUGGUUCUCCGCGGCGUCCCCCUUCGACAACUUCUCCCUGGAGGCGCCCACCAACACCUCCCAGAACGCCACGGGCCAGCACUUCGACCUGACCAGCAACGCCAUCCUCACCUUCAUCUACUUCGUGGUCUGCAUCAUCGGGCUGUGCGGCAACACGCUGGUCAUCUACGUCAUCCUCCGCUAUGCCAAGAUGAAAACCAUCACCAACAUCUACAUCCUCAACCUGGCCAUCGCAGACGAGCUCUUCAUGCUCGGGCUGCCCUUCCUGGCCAUGCAGGUGGCCCUGGUGCACUGGCCCUUUGGCAAAGCCCUCUGCAGGAUUGUCAUGACGGUGGAUGGCAUCAACCAGUUCACCAGUAUCUUCUGCCUGACGGUUAUGAGUGUUGACCGGUACCUGGCUGUCGUCCAUCCCAUCAAAUCUGCCAAGUGGAGGCGGCCCAGGACAGCCAAAAUGAUCAACAUGGCCGUUUGGGGCGUCUCCCUGCUGGUGAUCAUGCCCAUCAUGAUUUAUGCUGGGGUGCAGCACAACCACGGCAGGAGUAGCUGCACCAUCAUCUGGCCGGGAGAGUCGGGUGCCUGGUACACGGGAUUCAUCAUCUACGCCUUCAUCCUGGGCUUCCUGGUGCCUCUCACCAUUAUCUGCCUUUGCUACCUGUUCAUCAUCAUCAAAGUCAAGUCCUCGGGCAUCAGGGUGGGCUCCUCCAAGAGGAAAAAGUCCGAGAAGAAAGUCACCAGGAUGGUGUCCAUCGUGGUCGCUGUCUUCAUCUUCUGCUGGCUCCCCUUCUACAUCUUCAACGUCUCCUCCGUGUCCGUCAUGAUCGUGCCCACGCCCGUCCUCAAGGGCAUGUUCGACUUCGUGGUGGUCCUCAGCUAUGCCAACAGCUGUGCCAACCCCAUCCUCUACGCCUUCCUGUCCGACAACUUCAAGAAGAGCUUUCAGAACGUGCUGUGCCUGGUGAAGGUCAGUGGCAUGGACGAGGCCGACCGCAGCGACAGCAAGCAGGACAAAUCCCGGCUCAACGAGACCACGGAAACCCAGAGGACCCUGCUCAAUGGUGACCUGCAGACGAGCAUCUGAGGGGACAGCGGGGCUCGUCCCUCCUGCGCCCUCCUCUCCCCGCUGGCUCCCGGCUGCAGCAGAGGGGUGGCACUACGGUGUCGAGGCAGGAAUGCCACCUGAGGGGACGGCUGUGAGCACCCGAUGGGCGCGAGGGUUCUCUGCUGGGCUCCUCUCUGCUGGGUUGGCUUUCGAGCGCUGGGAAGGAGAUGCAUCAGGAGGAGCUGCCUCGCCAGGAAAACAAAGACAACUCACGGCGACGCGGCGCAUUUCGGCACCAAAGUGCCACCGCGGGCACAGGUACGGCCGGGGCGGCUCUGCUGGGUCCCCCGUGCCACCCUCGGGGCCGGCUGCCUUUGGGGCUCUGCCCCACGACGGGUGGGUGCACCUGGACACACAGGGGGACCUCAGGAGGAGCCGAGGGCACGGGUGUGUGACAACACGGGGACGCACCGAGCUGCGGGGAGCUCCCGGCGAGUCUCUCUCCCAGGACACCAGGAUGUUCGGGAUUGCAUUUUCCCGGGGCUGUUCGUUACUCCGGCGCACGCCCUGCAGCCUCCCCGUGCUGUGUGACUGCAGCGGCCGCCCUGCCCGGAGGGGACACGCCACGACCGAGGUGACCUCCCCACGGGAAGCAGCUCUAGCCCCGCAGCAGCCCCUCUGAUCCCACCCCGCCUCCUCCAGCCCUGCCAGGUCCCGCUGCUGGAGAGCCCUUUCCCGGCCCCUGCCGUGGCGUCACCUGCCCGCAGAUUUUCUCCUCGGAUGGAGAAUUUCCCCCUUCUCCCUCCCCAGUAGCCGCUGCCCCUCCCACCGCCCGCAUCUGCCGGCGGCCGGUCCCACGCUGCGCCGGCAGCCGCGAUCGCUGCUCGAGCACCCGCGGCACGGGCGCCCGGCUCCGCUCCCUGCUGGGAACUCCUUGGAAGUAUUUAAGCAGCGGGGACGCAUUGGAGAAGCCUGGCACGGGCACUUCCCACUGCACCCGGCUGAGAUCGGGGAUUGUCCGGCCGCGGCUCCGAGGAUCUCUGGGGUGGCACCUCCCCGCUCCUUCCAGGCAAGUCACGCUGGAGGCAGGGCUGACGGAGAGGAUGGGGACGGGAAGGGGGGUGCUGGGGACUCGGCCCCCGCCCUCGUCCGAGCCGAAGGCACCGGGCAGAGCAGACCACAGGGCUCCCAGCAGCUGGGGAUGAAGAGCAGGGCAGCACGAAUCCAUCCCCCUGGGUCCUGCACAGCGUGAGGGGUGGCGGGGCUGGCCCCACAUCCGCCGUAUUUGGCUUCUCAAGACUGUCCUGGAGCGCUCGGCCCUGUCCCUGUCCCUGCCUGCCCUCCCAGCUCAGCACAGACCGCGGCUCUGGAGCCCUGAACCCCCAGCAAAGCCCCUCCUUGGCCGGCGCAGCGGGAGCUCGAGGGAAAGCCCAGGGGAGAGGGAGAAGUGCCGGCUUCCUGCCGGAGCACCCGGAGCAGCUGCAGUGCCAGAGGCCGGAUCUGUUCACAGGCUCCUGCUGCAGACCCGAGCCGUGGGAACGUGGGGGGUUCGGUGGGGGAAACAGCCGGGGCUCGGACACCCUCCCCUUUCCCAGCCCAGCCUGGUGUCCCCGUCGCCAGCAGACACGGAGCCGUCACCUGGCACUACAAACAGUGAGGGAGGUGAGGCUGAGCAUUGCCCACGAGGUGCCACCCGCUUUGGGGUUCCACUUGCUCCGCCAUGCACCCCCAGGCGAUGCUCCAGCCGAGAGCACCAGCCCUGGCAGAAGUUUUCCCAUGGCUCUGCCCAGCUCCUGCAGCAAAUCCCAGCCUGGGGCAUUCCAUCCUGCUGUGCCACCCCUGCCAGCCCCCAACAGGGCUCAGUGCCAGGCUGGGUACCUGCUCCUGGCUGUGCAGGGCACGGCUCAGGCAUUUUCUGCAAGACAAAGCAAAGCAUUGUCAGCAAUUGUUUGCUUUUAACUCUUUCCUGUUCCUCCGAGGAACAGCGACAGCGUUCAGGUGCUCGUGGGCACCGUGUGGCACCUCCCUGUCCCCUCGCUGGGCACCGGGCACAGCCCGGCUGUGGCGUGGGGAGUGAGGCUGACCCCGGGCUCCGGGGCAGAGCGGUUCCCUGCUGACUCUGCAGGAAUUGAAGCACCGGCAGCAGGUCACGGCUCGGGGAAGCGCUGCUGGGGAGGGCUGGGAGCAGCGACGGGAUGAGGCUCCGUGUCACAGCCGCAGUGAUGCGUCAGUGCAGCCGUGGGCACUCCGUGGAGGAGGUGUCUGCGUGGAAAGCGGGCGUGGAAUGGGGACGGGGGUGUGUGGAGCCCCCAGCACUCACCUGCAGCCAGGCCAAACCCGGAUUUGCCGGUGUCUGACUCCAUCCCAGCCGUGUCUGUGCAAGCCCGGCCACCAAAAUCCCGAUGGAUGGAGGGGGGGACACCUGUUCCCAGCUGCACCCCUGCAGGAGUCCCCAGCAGGAGCCUGCAGCUGGGAUCACCCCCUCUCUGCGCUGGUUUGAUAUGGAAAUAUGGAAAUCCUGGGAAUUCCUAGGCCUGGGAAGGACCCACGCCCAGGUCAGCUUUGUCCUGGCAACCCCCCAGGCAGUGACACUUCUGGCUGCUCAGGGCUGGGAUCUGAAAUGUGUCCCCCUUUCGCACCCAGGGGCUCUGCUGGGAUGGGGAUAACGGGGCUGCAGGUGAGCAAUGAGGGGCGUGGGGCGCUGCCACCAACAUCCCAAAGGCCACCAAGGCAGGAUGUAACAGGGCAGGGGCUGCCAGAGCUCUCCGUGGCCACCUUCCCACAGCUCACUGAGGAAAAAGGGCAGGAAAGUGAAAUGUGCUGCCUUGGAGUGCCGGGAGGGAGCUGCAGCCACGGCCCAGCGCUGGCUGUAAAUGCAGCAAAACAAAACCUUCUGCUGUUCAUUGCUGACUAAUAAACAUCAGCACCGCUGCUGCUGCUGCUGCCAGUAACGAAGUUUUCCCUCCCAGCCACUUGAUUUUAGUGGGAACUUGACCUCAGAUUGGAUCUGCUCUGCAAAGCCUCGCAGGGCUGCUGGCAGUGGGAUGAGGAAUCUCUGCCGGUGACUGCGGAGCCAAGAGACUGAACCUGCGAGUGCUUCACACACAGCCUGGCCCUGGGCAGGAGGGGUGAGUGACAGCUCCCGCCUGGAGCGGCAGGAACGGCGUUAUCCCACAUCUGAGGUGAUGGGAAGCACGGGUCGGGGUGUGCCAAAGGCUCCCCUGCUGCCUCACCUGGGGCUGUCCCCUAGGGGCUGGGUCACCUCUGCACGAGCCUCCCAGUCCCAGUGUGGCCUCUCCAAAGCCUGUGGGAACCAAUUCCCCUUUUCCUCCUCACCACUGGUUCCCCCAGUGAGGCUGAGGGGCGGCUCCACAGCUCCCCGAUCCCACAGGAUCGACCUGCAUGGAGACAUCCCUGCUAUGCCCUUCCUCAGCCCUCGUGUGCGGAGCCGGGGCUGUGGCUGGGCUGGGCAUCCACCCGUAUCCCCCUCGCACCCAGCCUGGCUCCGGGAGCUGUGGUGGCCAGUGACCCCCAGUGCUCCAGAGCCAGAUCCUGCUGGGAUGGGCCAGAGAGGCUGGGGCUGGACCUGGAGCCUUCCCGGUGCAUCUCUGCAGCUCCUCGUGUUGGCUCCAGUGCUGCCUUGGACUGAAAUAAUCUCCUGAACUGUGCUGCUGUGUCUCCAGAGGGCUUCCCGACCCUGCCACCAUGGGAAGAGCCUCGUCUUUGUUGGAGACUCCACCGAGAGGUCGCUUCCCUCCCAGACCUGCCCAGGGUCCCCAUCCAGCUCCAUCCCAAGCAAGGAGAGCUCCCAGGUUCGGAUCCAGCCUUGUGAACGAGCUGUUUCCAAACUGCUCACGGAGAGUCUCCAUCCCCUCCCUGCGGCUGCUCCAAGGGGGAAUCUCCAGCGAGGCACAAGCAAAGGACACGGCAGAUCCCAAACCUGCCUUCCUGCUGCCAGCCUGGAAUGGGACCUGCUGCUUUCCAGCCCCAGGACACCUCUGCCCUGCCCUGCCAGCCUCUGACGCCCAGCCUGGCACCUCUGUGAAGGAUUUCAGCUCCACUCCCUGCUUGCUGCAAGACCUGGACUGUGAAAAGCCAGGACAGGAGAGCCAUCCUGCCUCCAGCUGUUUCCUGACCAGGAGACACUGAGGGAUGCAAAGCCUGGCCACUCCAUCCAUCCAUCCGUCCAUCCAUCCAUGCAUCCAUCCAUCCAUGCAUCCAUCCAUCCAUGCAUCCCACCCCACGCCGUGUCUGGGAGGAGGGACGGGACGGCUGGUUGUAAAUAUAUGUAAAUUGUAUAUACUGGAUGUGCCCAGGGGGGUUUCUGAUAACUGACACAGCCCCAUGGGGGGCCUUGGCUCCCCCUCACCCUCCCCGUGUGCCAGGGGAUUGGUGGCACCGUGCAGGAGCCGGGAGGGACCACGGAGGCUGCGGCCACUCUGCCAGGUGACUUCUGCAGGACCAGGGAGCUGAGGUUUAGUCUCUGUUCCCUGCAGAGCUCCAGGGCCCCCCAGCAGCGCCGUCCAUCCCCCCCGUGUCCGUAGCUGUGCUCUGUCAGUGCCCGUGGAUCCGUUGUGACCAGGACAUGCCGAGAGCGUGUCCCUGCUCCCAGACCUGUUUUCCUCCCCAGCAAUCGUUCCUCGGUGUCCUGGUGUGGGACUGGGCCUUCCCGCAGCGAAGGCUCCUGACUGCCACGGUCUGUGCCACGGGGAGGGGGCUGUGGAUGGUGCGGGAGGGAAAUAAAAGAGUUUUCCUACA